CUCCCGUCCAGGUCGCCGGGAAGGAGCGGGCGUGGUCAGGGACGGAGCUGGGACGCAGAGGGAGCAGCGGGAGGUUCGGGACGGCAGCGCGGUCUGCAGAGUGAGGUACGCUGCCAGCGAGCGAGCAGCGUGGGGGACAGCGCCAGGACCCGCACCCAGCGCCGUCGACACCGACACCUGCCGGCUCCAGCCACCCACGGCUGGGCUGAUCCCAGCGGCUCCUGGACCUCAGACUAGCUAAACGUCAUGACGAGGCUGGGCCUGCGUUGGACACUGCUGGUGGCUGUCUUCAUCAAGGCGGUGGCGGCGCAGCGCGCCGACGACCAGAGCGGACCAACCGUGACGGACAUCGACGUCCAGUGCGAGCGAACCGGCAUGCGCGUGGAGAUUCAGUUCUCGGAGCGGUUCGACGGCAUCAUCUUCAGCAAAGGCCACUUCGCCGACCCCAGCUGCAGGUACGUGCCGUUCCAGAGCGGUGACACCAGCUACACGUUCGAGAUUCCGAUGACCGGCUGCGGCUCGCGGGCCAUCACGGACGACGGCCGCAUGGGCUUCGAGAACACCAUGAUUAUCCAGUCGGAAGAGGUGGUGCAGGAGCAGUGGGACUCGGCGCGGCGGCUCAGCUGCGAUUGGCCGGACCGGGUCGAGAAGCUGGUCACCUUCAGGCCGAUCGCUGUCCAGAUGCUGGAUGCCACAGAGGCGCGCUUCGCUGGCGAUGACGUCACCUGCUGGAUGGACAUCCAGCUGGGGCGCGGUCCGUUCGCAGAGUCGGUGGACGGGAUCGUGCGCAUCGGCGACGAGCUGACGGUGGUGCUGAUGGCGCAGGCCGCCGCCGGACAGAUGGACAUGGCCGUCAAAAACUGCUACGCCUAUGACGGCGAGAACAUCAGUGACCCGCGCACCACCGUCCUGCAGCUGACCGACGACGACGGCUGCCUGCUCAAGCCCAAGCUGAUGGGCUACUUCCGCAAGACGCGACAGACGGGCAGCACGGGCGCCGACAUCCUCGCCUUCGCGCGCAUGAACGCCUUCAAGUUCCCCGAUCGCAUGGACGUGUACCUGGCGUGUGAGGUCGAGUUCUGCAAGGGCCGCUGCGAGCAGGGCUGCGACAGCGACGACGCGCCGCGCGGCUUCCAGGAGGACGGCGACCGGGAGGAGGAGGACGAGGCCGAGGAGGACAUCAAGGAGAUCAUGGCUGACAAGGAGUUUAUGGCCGAGAUGCGGCAGACCAUGCGCGACCCGCAGGCGGUCGACGCGAUGCUGCGGACGGGCGAGGUCACCCCCGACAUGGUGGCCCUCUUCCAGAUCCAGGAGGUGUGCCCCGAGGCCGGCGGUGACCCCAUCUGCAGCAUGAUCGAAGCUAUGACCGGCGCGCAGGCGUCGACGGCGUCGGCGGCCGAGACGACUACGGCGCGCGAGGCACCCGACACCCGCGGGAUGACCUUCUUCGCGCCGGAGCCGCGCGCCGACGCCGGCCCGCCGCCGCCGAUGGUCGGCCCCACCACGCUGCCGCAGCCGCGCUCCGUCCAGGACAUCUUGGCACGGCUGCGUGAGCCGACCAGGGCGGCGCCGCGCGCCGGGCGGCCCUGCGCCAUGGACGACUCCGCCUGCGCCAUGGACGACAUCCGAAACGAGUUCUCGACCAUGCGCUCGGCGGGCAGCAGCCGCAGCCUGUUCAGCGUGUCGUACGCGCCCAGCGGCAACCGGUACCGCAACGGUGCGCGCGCCACCCGCAGCGCCGCAGAGAAUAUGUACUCGGAGUAUGUGUAUAAGUGA
Messenger RNA from Pollicipes pollicipes, 1776 nucleotides. RefSeq lists its product as uncharacterized. Lineage: Eukaryota; Metazoa; Arthropoda; Thecostraca; Pollicipedomorpha; Pollicipedidae. The coding region runs from base 247 to 1776 and encodes 509 amino acids. The record is from RefSeq and is a predicted model, not a curated record. The transcript is spliced from 7 exons.